AUGGCUCAAAAUACUUCUGCAAGUGGUUAUAGGGUUGUGAACAUCUCAGAACCAUCUAAAAAAUGUCCUUCAAUUACUCUGAUUGAAGAUAAUGAUAAUAACAGGCCUGAAAAUCAAAGAACUUCUCAUGCGUUGGUUUGGAUUUCUCUACCUGGUUUAAGUCUCGAGUAUUGGGAUGAGAAAACAUUGUUCACCAUAUGUAAUGCUAUUGGUAAUCCUGUUAAAGUUGAUGAUGAUACUCUUAAGUACUCCAGUGGUUAUGCUGUAAAAGUGUUGGUUGAAGUGAAUCUUGCAAAUCCAAUUCCAAACAAAUUAUGGAUUAUUACUAAAUAUGGAGGUUUUUCUCAAGGUAUUGUUCUUAUUAAACUUCCAAAAUUCUGCUAUAAAUGCAAGAUUGAGAGACCAAUUGAUAAAGCUCAAGAGAACAUUGUUCAAGAACCUUUUGAUAUUUGUCCUCCUCCAGAAGUUCCCUUAAUUGUUAAUCCUCAAUCUGAAAAUGAGGUUCUUAUCACUAAUGUUAGAUUUAGCUCUUUACAAGAUGAUGAAAUGAUCCUGGGGAUUCUAGUGAGGAUUCAUGUAACCUCCUGGUCAAGAGUAGUUCAAAAACCUCUAUCUCCAAAUACUUCAAGCAUUGAUACUAUUCCAGGAGCAAAGGUUUCCAAUGGUGGUCAGUUCAAUCCUCCGGUUGUAUGGAUUGUUAAACCUAAAGUUUUUUGUUUUUCUUCUAUUUGCAAUAAAUUGAAUCUUCCUGGUAUGCAAAACAUGGUGAUUCAUAACCCAGUCUCAAAUAAUAAGGGUAAUAUAUGGCUUUUUUGGAAUAAAAAUUUACCUACUCCCACAAUAGUGUCUAUGUCAAGUCAAAUGAUAACUGUUGAUAUUGGUGGUGUUCUUAUAUCUAGAAUUCGUGCACAUGUGGGUAUAGUUCAAAGAAUAUUUUUGUGGUCAGAGAUGGAAGCUAUUAGUGGUUUAAAUAAGCCUUGGAUGGCUAUUGGAGAUUUUAAUGCUAUCACUUCAGCUGAUGAAAAAAUUGGAGGUAAAAGCCCAAAAAUAAGUGCAAUGACGGGCUUCAAUAAUUGCUUAGAUACUCAUGAAUUAAUGCAGGCUCCUAAAACUGGUCUUCAACAUUCUUGGUCUAACUGUCAGCAUGGAAACAAAAGGAUUUUAUGCAAUCUAGAUAGGGCAGUAUUCAAUGUUUUAUGGUUGCAAAAAUUUGAAGGAUGGGGUUAUAAAUUUGGAUUAAGAGUAGCAUCUGAUCAUGCUCCAUUACUGGGUGGAGGGGCUCAAAUUCCUAAACCACAAAAUGCUCCUAUGAGAUUUCAAAAAAUGUAG
Molecule: messenger RNA, 1329 nt
Organism: Papaver somniferum (opium poppy)
Lineage: Eukaryota; Viridiplantae; Streptophyta; Magnoliopsida; Ranunculales; Papaveraceae
Exons: 5
Coding region: 1-1329 (442 amino acids)
Source: RefSeq, a predicted model, not a curated record